Messenger RNA from Vanessa atalanta (red admiral), 2841 nucleotides. RefSeq names its product multiple C2 and transmembrane domain-containing protein-like. The transcript is spliced from 14 exons. The record is from RefSeq and is a predicted model, not a curated record. Bases 5 to 1930 code for a protein of 641 amino acids. Gene Ontology annotation, cellular component: synaptic vesicle membrane. Gene Ontology annotation, molecular function: calcium ion binding. Gene Ontology annotation, biological process: regulation of neurotransmitter secretion. NCBI's taxonomy places the organism in Eukaryota, Metazoa, Arthropoda, Insecta, Lepidoptera, Nymphalidae.
GGUAAUGUUAUCCGAUUGUGACGAAAUUAUGCCGGACAGACAGAUCGAAUUUGAAAGAGUGUCACAAGUAAUCGAAAAUAUAGAUGAAUCGGAAAUAUAUCUAAUUGGCCGUAAUGCCGAAGUUGCGACAAGUCCGCAGUCCAAUAUUAGUGACCGUGAUCCCCUUACCCAAUCAGAAAAGGUUGAGUCAAUUCCGAUACCGGACGGCCUGGUGAUGGACCCGAUGUCGCCCACUGCGCUUGUCGUCCCAAAUCAGCUCAUGGGCCGCAUUGGUAGUGGGCUGAGUAUAAUAAGAGAUCACGGCAAGAAAGUUCAAAAAUAUCUCUUGAAGAACAAAAAAUUUGAAGUUGUUAAGAGAUCAUGGACCUCAAUCGUGAACAUAGUUUUGAUUGAAGCCAAAGACUUACCAGAUGCGCCAGCGAACGGAUCCAGCGGUCUCUACUGCAAGUUCAAGUUAGGUAAUGAAUCUCAUAAGUCAAAGCAAGUUAACAAAUCAAAGCCAGUAUGGCGGGAACGGUUCAACUUGUAUCUGUACGAAGACAGCUCUCUCGAGGUCAAUGUGUGGCACAAAACAAAACAGAAAAACUUCAUGGGCCGAUGUGUCAUCGAUCUAUCUCAACUGGAGAAGGAAAAAACACACGAUCUAUGGUCGGAAUUAGACUGCGGGUUCGGCUCAGUGCAUAUGCUGAUUACACUCAGUGGAUCCGAACGGUGCAUAUCAGCUGAUAACGUGCUUACUACGAACGGUGUACAUCAUGAAACGCCAACGGAGGAUAAGUUUGUUUGGUAUAAAUUGGACGAUUGGACAAAUGUUGGUGAAUUAUCAGUGACGGUACAUGGCGCAAAAGGCUUGAGCGCUCUGAACAUUAGUGGCAACGUUAAUGCCUUUUGUGUGCUGGAGUUGGACAACUCGCGGAUCCAGACCCACACUGUACGAGGGACCUCGGAACCAAACUGGAACAAGACCUUUACAUUCUGUGUUAAUGACGUCACGUCGGCGUUAGACAUAGCCGUUCUUGAUGAAUCGAUAUUGCAAUCGAUGAAAGGUGAGACAAUCGGCAAAAUAUCGAUACCAUUGUUAAGGAUAAAUAACAAUGAAAAACGAUGGUAUGCUCUGAAGGACCGUUCAAAACGACAUAGCGCAAGAGGAAACUGUCCGAGAAUUCUGCUAGAGAUGUCCCUUGUAUGGAAUCCGGUUAAAGCUUCAAUGCGCGUCCUCAGACCAAAGGAAACCAAAUACAUCUUAAAGCCGGCGAAAUUUGACAUCCCUCUUCUAUACAACAACUUAAAGUUCAUUAAGGAUAUAUUUAAAGUUUUUCAUAAUGGCAACGAGCAUUUGAAGCGAUUAUUCGAAUGGGAGAAUCAAGAGAAAUCCACGGUGGCGUUAAUCGGAUGGCUGAGUUUCUGGUACUUCUUUAGGAUGUGGAUGACGCCGCUCUUACUAGUUUUGCCAUUUUUUCACUAUUGGCUUACUCAAAGAAACAACAACGCUCUCGUCCCCGUGUGUCAAAUAGAUGAUGAUUAUGUUGAAGAAGAGCAAGACACCAAGGAUGAAAAGACGAUAAAGACUAGACUUAGCGAACUACAAGAUCUAACACUGACUAUCAAGAACGGAAUAGACUACGUCGUAUCAUUACUCGAAAGGAUAAAGAACUUGGUAAACUUCAGCGUGCCAUAUUUAAGCUAUUUAGCUAUAGUGUCUCUCAUUGGAUUAUCUAUAGCUUUCUAUAUUAUACCCGUCAACUAUUUAUUUAUGGCAUUUGGUAUUUAUAAGUUUACACGUAAGUUUUUAAAUCCAACGAGAGUUCCGAACAAUGAUAUCUUGGAUUUUAUAUCACGUGUGCCGGAUGACGAGAUCUUGAAACAAUGGCGGGAGUUGAAAGUUCCAGAGCCAAAUUUAAAUCCGUCGGAUCCGACGAAAAGCAGAUAGUAGAUGUCCAAGAGAGAUAUUGGAUUGAAUAUACACUUUGUUCUUCGGAGUGAGUGCCAUAGUGGAGAAGCCAGGGUGCUAAGACAAGAGUGUACAAGCCCGAACAAAAAAGCGGAUAUACAACUGUUACUUUAUGAGUAAACUUGCCGUUACCCGCGAACUGUCGCUUUUCAUCACUGAUAGGGUUCCAGGGUAGCAUUGUCCAAGUCUUAUUCUUGUGAUAAGAAAACAGACAGACAGAUUUGGUUUCGCAUUUAUAAUAUUAAUACUUUCAGGUGAGAUAGGAUUAAUAUUUCAAGGCUCUUUCGUCGCUUUAAAAUAAAACUUUACUGACGCAAAAAUAAGUUAUACUUCCGUCACGUGUAUUGCGUUUUUUAUAAACAAAAUCUCACCGAAUAGUUGUUUUUUUUGAAAUUACAAUAAUAACACAUACCGCAUUAAAACCGCGCGGUUAAUAAAGCGUCAUAUAAAGCUGGGUUUGUAUUUGCCUCUAGAUAUAAUAUACGAUUGUGAUUUUAAUGAUUAAUCAUAUUUAUUAUAAGUAUUGCAAAUAAAAAGUAUUUAAUCGAUAAUUUGCCUCAAAUUGAGGUGGAUAUAGAUCUUGUGAUUCUCGAUGAAUGUACUUGAGCAUCUUGAUUGGGUUCUGGUACGCCUAAUUCUUUCCAAUCCUUCUGUGAACGGAAGAAUAAGUUAUUAAUUAAUCUCUUAUUUAAUUGUAAUAUAUAUCCUAUACAUAGUAUGCGAAAAUUGUGAUAUGUACAUUAAAAAACAAAAAUACAGUUCGGUUGAUAAAAUUUUAAUCAACUCAAAGAUAAUUUAUUAACAACUUUUGUUUUUCAAUGUACUUACUUAACUUAAUUGCUCAAUAAAACUUGCCUUUGUGAUACAUUCGUCAUUAAAAAUAAUUCGUA